Messenger RNA from Poeciliopsis prolifica (blackstripe livebearer), 6475 nucleotides. It is a transcript of the gene galnt12, whose product is annotated as UDP-N-acetyl-alpha-D-galactosamine:polypeptide N-acetylgalactosaminyltransferase 12. Gene Ontology annotation, cellular component: Golgi apparatus. Bases 393 to 2126 code for a protein of 577 amino acids. NCBI's taxonomy places the organism in Eukaryota, Metazoa, Chordata, Actinopteri, Cyprinodontiformes, Poeciliidae. The record is from RefSeq and is a predicted model, not a curated record. The transcript has 10 exons.
CCAAUCCAGGAAGAUAAAUCUAAUCCCUGUGUGUGUGUGCGCUCGCGCGCGCGCGUGCGUUAAUCCUUUCACACUUAGUGCUGCACAACAGUUGGAGGAAGUCCAACAGGAGGAGUGUCUAUAAUCUUAUCGGCCGUGAAGUUAAAUACAUUGAGGUUCCGGGUAAAUGAGUAACAACACGGAGGCUCCUCUCUCUCAACCAGCUGGGACUCUUGAAGAUUCACAAAGACACUGAACUUCCCGUGGAAGUAUGUAUGCGGCGCAAACUCAGGCGGAAGCACGAAGUUUGAAAGUAGCCUCUAGUUCGGCAGAGCAACUUCCCCAGAGUCCCACUGGCUUGAAGGGGGCAUGAAACCCCGACAGAACUUUACUCCUCGCAGAGAAGCCACACCAUGGCGUCGUGCGGAAGAAAGAGUCGAACCAAGUUAGUUCUUUGCCUCUUAGGCGUCACUUUGUUGGGGUAUCUGAUAUUUUUCAAACACCCAUCCGGGCACGUCGGCGCUGCAAACCGACGCGAAGUCUCCGCAGAGGGAGAGGAGGAGAACGAGCGGCUGAGGAGGCCCGUUUACGAGAAGCCCCCGCUGGAUUUGAAAGCCCCGGGUGAAAUGGGAAGAGCUGUUAAGCUGAAUUUGAACAAAGAGGAGAGAAUGAAAGAGGAGGAGAGCAUCCAGAAACACCAGAUCAACGCCUAUGUCAGUGACAGGAUCUCACUGCACCGCAGUCUGCCAGAGAGAUGGAGUCCACUUUGCAAAGAGCUCAAGUACGACUACAAGUCUCUGCCUACGACCACUGUGGUGAUUGCUUUCUACAAUGAGGCCUGGUCUACCCUGCUGAGGACGGUCCACAGCGUGCUGGAGACUUCUCCUGACAUCCUCCUCAGAGAGGUGGUGCUGGUGGAUGACUACAGUGACAGAGAUCACCUAAAGGAGCCACUGGAGAAGUACCUCUCAGGGUUGAAGAAGGUGCGUUUGAUCCGGGCCACAAAGAGGGAGGGGCUGGUCCGAGCCCGGCUGCUAGGGGCAUUCAUUGCCAAAGGCGAUGUGCUGACUUUUCUGGAUUGCCACUGUGAGUGCCACGAGGGCUGGCUCGAGCCGCUGCUCAAGAGGAUCAAAGAGGAGCCCAAAGCCGUGGUGUGCCCCGUCAUUGACGUGAUCGACUGGAACACCUUCCAGUAUUUAGGCAACUCCGGCGAACCUCAGAUUGGUGGUUUUGACUGGCGGCUGGUUUUUACAUGGCACACAGUCCCAGAAUAUGAACAGAAACGCCGUAACUCGCCCACUGACGUCAUCAGAUCUCCCACUAUGGCAGGCGGUCUGUUUUCUGUGAGCAAAAGUUACUUCCAUUACCUGGGGACAUACGACACAGGAAUGGAGGUUUGGGGAGGAGAAAACCUGGAGUUUUCUUUCAGAAUUUGGCAAUGCGGGGGUAGCCUGGAGAUCCACCCGUGCUCCCACGUGGGUCAUGUGUUCCCCAAAAAGGCCCCUUACUCACGGAGCAAAGCGUUGGCAAACAGCGUGAGGGCGGCAGAGGUGUGGAUGGAUGAGUACAAGGAGCUCUUUUACCAUCGCAACCCCCAUGCUCGACGGGAAGCCUUUGGAGAUGUGACAGAGAGGAGGAGACUGAGAGAGAAGCUGGGGUGCAAAAACUUUAAGUGGUAUCUGGAUAACGUCUACCCCGACAUUUUUGUCCCACAUGAUCGACCGGGCAUGUUUGGAAUGCUGAAGAGUCGAGGAAAGACCAACUACUGUUUUGACUACAAUCCUGGGGAUGACCAGGUGCUGGAAGGUCAUAGGGUCAUCCUCUAUCCAUGUCACGGCAUGGGUCAGAACCAGUUUUUUGAAUAUUCAGUCAAUGGGGAAAUAUGCUACAAUACCAGAGAUCCUGCUGGAUGUGUUGUGCAUGACAGCAUCAGCACUUACCUGACUGUCCUACAGUGCGAGAAACGAGGACGACCUGUUCCCAUGGACCAGAAAUUUAUCUUUCGAAAGGAUGGGACUCUGCUCCAUGUCCAGACCCAGAAGUGCAUUGAAGCAAUGGACCAGACCGACGAUGGGACACCAGCCCCGGCUCUGCAGCCCUGCUCUGACAUCCUUCGCCAGAAGUGGUUUUUUGAGGAGAAGCUGUAAACACUUUGUAUAUAUGGAGCAUCUCACCUGCUGAGGAUUCCUCUCUGAUCCCCCUUCCUAAUCAAACAACUUAAUCUUCCAUGCAAUUGCAACAAAGUUCAUAUUUUCUCAUGCAUGCAGUGCACAAAACUGACAAUAGGAAUUAUGACGAUUUUUCAAAGUGGGCCAGACUUGGUCUAAGACUAAGUGAUGAUCUAAAUUGCAUAUGGUGGCAUUCUGUCCAUUUUAUUGCUGUUGCAGAGACUCUUUCAGCUUCCUGUGCAGAAAUAAGGACGCCGAAACUUGUGCAUCAAUCCGACGGAAAUUAUGCAUUUAUAAAUCUGCCAAAAGAGCUUUUUAAAUGGCUGGCUGAUAUUUUUUUCUGAGCACAUCAUGAGGGCCUCUUUCUUGAUAUUUGGAUUUUCUCCUGUAGAGGGGGCUAACACUCCUCUCUGUGUUUGAUCCUUUCUGUCAGUGUGUCCUCGCUUCAUCAUGUGCCAGUAAGGACAAAUGAUUGGGUGUUUUAAUAGGAACCUUUUGAAAAGGUUGACUGCUUGAUGCUUCUUUAUAGCAGAAACUUAAAAGCAAAGUCAUAGAUCGCAGGUGUUAUGCGAUCCUAACCAUAACGCAUUACUACUGAAAACAUGGAAAACCACUCUGUUACUCGGCUUUGAUGUCACAUUUCACAUGAAGUGAAAUGUCCUGGGUCAUUUUUGAACAGUUCCACUCAAAAGUUUUCAUACACUCAUCAUUCACAUUGAAUGCCAUUUAUCCUUUUAUUUAAACUGUUGUUUACCAGGGCUCGCUAUUAUGUGACCUGCAACUUUGCCAAUUUGAAAACACAAGAGUCAGACUUUGAAUUUAUUUUAGAUUUUCCCUUUUCCAGUCGAAACACAGGCUCAAAUUUAUACAUUCUGCUCUAUUAAUAUUUGAGUAAAUGUCCCUUAGCAGGUUGCAGACAAACAUUGUAAUUCUUUGUUGCCCCUGAUGAGAUUCAGGUAUUGGACUACUUCUUUCAUUAAAAAUUAUGGAGCUCAUUUAAGUUGCUUGCUUUCCUGGCAUGAACUUAGCUUUUAAUCAUAGUUUAUAAAUUUUCAAAACAGUUGAGUUUAAGGCCAUAGAAGAAGCGUAACAGUCACAAGUUUUAUGCCCUCUCAAACCAGUUUUGAUGUGUGUUGAGAAUCUUUUCCUGUUGGAAUUACUGUGUCUUAGAUUUUAGAUUUAUAUAUCUGUCAUCUGCACAAUAACAACGCAGUAGUGAAAUGUGUUGUGGUGCCUGGAGCCAAAGAAAAAGACAAAACAGCAAAGGAAAGCAGGAGUUCACACAGAACAGCACUUAGUGCUGCCACUAUUUUUGCCAUUAAUUUGAGCAAAAAUUAGUGCUGCCACUAUUUUUGGCGUUAAUUUAGGUUCGAUCUUAUUUUACUUCUCUAAACUUUCUUCCAAUUUAUUUUGGCCAAAAAGCUUAACAUUUGUCUCAUUUGAACAUGGAACGUUCCUUCAGAGGGCCUUUACCAUUUAUGCUGCUGUGAAUCUCCCAGGUUAUGACUGGCUGGAGUUUUGGAGAUUCCUGGAUUAAUCCAGAACAAUCCCAACCAUUUUCAAAAUGGUUGGUGACCCAAAUCACAGUGGGGAGUUUGUCAGACUGUAGGGUGUUCCAGCCUCAUAAUAAUCCCAAACCAGUAUCAAACCUGGUUUUAGAAUGAAUAAACAUUGAGCUGCUUGAAUUCAAUCUUGUAAAAAACAAAAGAACUAUCAUUUAAAACCAGUUACGUCCAAGGAAGCCAACCAAUUUAAAUAAAUUCCACCAGGAAAUAUUGAUUUAGAGUUGUCAACAAGAACAUUUGUCUACUUAUUUGUGGGUUGUAAUAUAUUUAAACCUACACACUAUAGGUCAAAAACUUUGGUUACAAGAUGCAACUCCCACAAAAAUCACCAGUAUACUUUGCAAGAGAUAAACAUAAUUCGUAUGUUAAGAAUGGCACAUUUAUGAAGGCCCUUUUUUUGGACUUUGCUUUCUUCUUUGAAACUUCUUCUGACUUUUAUAUCAGUAUUAUAGUAUUUGCUCAUUUUGCACUGAAGCUGUGCAUACCUUGUCAACCCUAAACUCAAAGCUCUAAGCAAAGUCUGAUCUUAUGGUAAAUAAAUGCCAAAAAUCCUUAGAACUCCUACUGGUUUCUGAGAACAGCAUUGCAAGCAAUAAACUAAAAGUUGCUGACAACUUUUUGACCUGAAUGUAUCCAUAUUGUGGCCCAGAGAGGAUUUCCGAAAAAAUGCACAGUAAAAUUCGAACUUGUUCAGCCGGUUUGUGUUUUUAUAAGCUCUAUUUUGAAUGGUAGAACCGUCAUAGACUGACGGGAAACAUUUGAAGCAGGGUCAAAUUAAUUCCAUGACUGCAUGUGAACUUCUGAGUGAAACUGUAAAUUCCAGUUUAGUGGCUGAAAUACUGUAUACAGUAUCUUGGCUGCAAAUAUAUUCUUUCAGUUUUGUGUUCGUAAAAGGUUUCUUUAAAGCUUCUCGUCAUAUUUGCCGUAACAAGAGUUAAGUCAUCUGGUGAUGGUUGCAGACCAACAUCAUUCUGCACUGAAAUCAGAGUCGUAGUGUUCUAACUCGCCCAUGUGUGUCUAUUUAUAAAUACAUUAAAGUUUGUGUUACAUAAUUUAAUAUCAGUGGAGGAAAAAAGCCUCUCGGUGAGAUAAAUCAGUAUUGCUAAGAUCGCAAGAAAAGAAAUUGGCUGCACUCCAAAUGUUUGCACAGGCCUGGGGUUCUUCCAUUGCUAGCACAUGUUUUUACUCUGGCGGGUCACACUGAUGUGAAUACUGACGCUGUUUCAGCAUUCAUCCGUCAGAAUGGACUAUUCCUUACUUGUGUGGGUCUCCCUCAGGCCAUGCGGAGGGAAACAGCAGAGGAGUAGACAGUUGUCGGUGUCUCCAGAGUGCCGCCAUGCCAGAUGGCUUCCUGAUUGAUUUUCAGGGCUGCUCCCAAUUCUUUAUCACAUUUUCCCCCUCCUCUCUAUGUCACCAGGUCUUUAUAUUUUGCACCUGUAUAUACACAUUCUGUGGGAAAAAUAGAAAGCGAAAUCAGGAGUACAUUUUUGAUAAUAGACCUGAGUGAAUGAAGCAAUCUGUGACCUCUUCCAUACCAUUAACCUUCACAGGCUCUUUCACCAUCAGCCUCAAAUUACUGCUGUUAGAAACUAAUGGUAAGAGACCAUCAUGCUGGAAAAGAUUUUCGAUAUUGAUUCAGAGUGUUUGUUUACAAGAGUCUAAAUGGAAGCGUUUUCAGAACACUAACGCUGGGAAUUGAGCUGGACUAGAAGCCGUUCGUUCUCGCGAAAAUGAAAUUAAUAAGAUGAAGAAGCACGUGCGCUGCUGUUACAGGAAGUUGAUAACGUCUGUACAGUUCAGCCAACGUCGCGCAAGCCCACAGACGCAGCACCAGAUAUUUGCUACCAUGCACUUAACGCUUAAGGGUUUUAUUGCACUGUGCAGAGCAAUGGAAGAAUGAACUGAGAUAGCUGUGUUGGGCUGGAGGGAAGCACAAAAUAAGCACCAAGCUUAUUGAAAUAUGGAUGUAAUUACUGGGCUUCAGUUCCCUGUAGUCCAUAAGAAGGCUUUUUGUUAGGAUUAUAAGUAGUACACUGCUAAGUGAAGUGGACCAAAUGACCGGUGGGGACAGUAUCAAUCAUAGUAGGAAACAAGAAAUAUUUUUGUCACAAUUGUGUGAUGAUAAAACAGCCAAAGUGAGGUGAUCAAGUUUAAUAAUAUAACUGUUUCAGUUUAUAAGGUUCAUUGCUAACAUGUCUGGUUAGCCUAUUCUAGUGAAAAGCGAUCACCUUGCUGUAGUUUAUUAAUGGACAUUUUUUGACUUUUUUUUUCUUUUAAGUAAGACUCAUGACAACAGGAAAUACAACACGUAUUUACUGUUGUUCUCUUGGCUUUCUGAGUAAUAGAGCUGAUUUACCAGAAAAUGCUCAAACUGCUCCUUUCACUGAUUUAUCACAUAUAUGGGAAAAAAUGUAUUUAUUGUAUCUGUGUUGCCAUCUGUUUUCGAACCAUUUGAGUGUUAGUUUGGAUGCUGAUUUGAUGUGCUACAGGUUUCAGCUGCACUGUUUCGCCAGUUCAAGAUUAUAUGUCUAUGUCGUAUCGUAUUUCUUUUGCAUAGCAGCCAAACCUGUGUCAACAACAUAUUCCGUGACUUGUCGGAGAGAUGUUAUAAUGUUGUCGUAUUUGACCAUGCACUGUUUCACAAUAAUGCAGAGGUUCCUAUUUGUAAUGACAACAACUUGCAGUGGGAGAUGUUUGUUUGUUUUUUUAUGUUAUUGCUGGCAACUGUGAAGGUGUAAAAUUCCUCAAAAAUAAAUUUUAUAA